UAACACCGCAUAGAAUUAACCAUAGAAGUCCCCGUCCCCCAUCUUCUCCCGCCCUCCCCGCACGGGAGCGGCCAGGGCCAGGGAGGAGGGGGAUCUGUCCGCCAUGACCGACCCCAAGCCCGGUCUGGGCCUCCUCAAGCAGCACUCCUGGUCGCCGGACACCGAGCGCGACGAGGCUUGGCUCCGGCGGAAAGGCCUCCACCGCGGCCGCCGGGGCCGGCCGGAGCGGAGCGUCACCGACGAUGACCUCGACGAGCUCCGCGGAUGCAUCGAUCUCGGCUUCGGCUUCGAGAUCUUCGACCCCCCCGCCACGGGGGGCCGCACCGCCGCCCUCACCCGGAGGCUCUCCGAGACCUUCCCCGCCCUCGAUCUCUACUACGCCGUCCACCGGAGCUACUGCGACUCCGUCGCCCAAUCCACGCCGCUAGAUUCCUCCUCUUCUUCCUCCGCCGAUGAUGGAUCGCCGAUGGAUUGCUCCCUCCCUAUAUUCUCUCCAGGGGAGAGCCCGGAGGCGGUGAAGGCGAGAUUGAAGCAGUGGGCCCAGGUCGUUGCGUGCUCUGUCCGUCAACGUUACUGAAUUCGGCUGGCAUCCAGAGAGAGAGAGAGAGAGCAUGCAAUGAGACCUUUUUUGGCCUUCCAUAUGAAUAUAUGAAUAUGUAAAAUAUUCCUGAUUGACCGACUGACUUCGGUUACCAUUUAUCUUGCUUCUGAUUCUCUGGCUCUUAUUCUUCUCUUCUGUU
Phoenix dactylifera (date palm) is the source of this 740-nucleotide messenger RNA. RefSeq lists its product as uncharacterized. The record is from RefSeq and is a predicted model, not a curated record. NCBI's taxonomy places the organism in Eukaryota, Viridiplantae, Streptophyta, Magnoliopsida, Arecales, Arecaceae.